AAACAAAUCUGAAUUCCCAGUUCAUCUCGGUAAAAUACUUAUUGUAAAAAAAAAACUCAAUCCUCUCUUCCCCCUUUAAUCCUUCAGAACAAAAUUUACCAUAGUCCUUCCUUAACAUUAUCCGGUCCCCGAGAAACUAUGUAAGGUCAUGUAACACUAAUAUUACAUAAGGAAUUUUAUAUUAGCCGAAGUCCGUGUUGCCGAUCUCUACCAAAGCAUAGGGGGAAGAGAUUAGCUGGAGGCCAAAGAAAUUCUGCUAUACUGUUCUGCUGUUGUCUAGUGCCAGGAUGCUGAGUCGCGCCCUGAGGCAUGCCAGCCGGCGGUGUGUGGCCAUACAGCACCUGUAUACAGCAGCCAGUGUGCAGCAGCAGAACUUUGCUGCUCAGCACAGCGGAGCAGCAGCGUUCUGCCCCUCACCGUUGACUGUGCUCUCGGAGGAUGAGGAAAUGAUGAGAGAAACAGUGGCAAAAUUUGCAAGUGAACAGAUUGCGCCCAUUGUUAACAAGAUGGAUGCAGAGGGCUGCAUUGAUGAGAAAAUAUUCAAAGGCUUAUUUGAAAAUGGGUUCAUGGGAGUUGAAACAGAGACUGAGUACGGCGGGUGUGGCUCAACCUUCUUUGUAGCGAACCUGGUGGUGGAGGAGCUGGCCAAGGUGGACCCAGCAGUCAGUGUUACCUGUGACAUCCAGAACACCCUCAUCAACACCCUCUUCAGGAAACUUGGCACAGAGGAACAGAAACAGAAAUACUUGCCUAAGCUUUCCACUGAAUAUACAGGAAGUUUCUGUCUCUCAGAGACAGAGUCAGGAUCAGAUGCCUUCUCCCUCAAGACCACAGCAGUGAAAGAUGGCAGUAAUUACGUCAUCAAUGGCUCCAAGAUGUGGAUAUCCUCUGCUCCUCAGUCUGGAGUGUUCUUGGUCAUGGCCAAUGCAAACCCCUCUGCUAGCUACAAGGGCAUCACCUGCUUCAUUGUUGAUGCACAAACCCCUGGCCUCGUUGUGGGCAAGAAGGAGGACAAGCUGGGACUGAGAGCAUCCAGCACUUGUGCCGUCCACUUUGACAAUGUUGUGGUGCCGGAGGAGAACAUUCUUGGUACCUUUGGACAUGGGUAUAAGUAUGCCAUAGAGAUGCUGAAUGAGGGGCGUAUUGGCAUUGGGGCUCAGAUGGUGGGUUUGGCGCAGGGCUGCCUUGAUGCCACUGUUCCAUACAUACUCCAGAGGAAGCAGUUUGGAAAGAGCCUCUUUGAGUUUCAAGCAAUGCAGCAUGCAGUGGCUUACCUUGCCAUGGAAAUUGAGGCUGCCCGCUUGCUGGUAUACAAUGCUGCAAGACUGAAAGAAGGCGGCCAGCCAUUCAUCAAGCAAGCUGCUAUGUGCAAACUCUACAGCUCAGAAGUAGCCACCCGAGUAACUUCCAAGUGCAUAGAGCUCAUGGGAGGCGUUGGCUUCACUAAGGAUUAUCCAGUGGAGAAGUUUUACCGAGACUGCAAGAUUGGUACCAUUUACGAAGGCACGUCUCACAUUCAGCUGAACACCAUUGCAAAGCUCAUUGGGCAGGAAUAUAGCUCAUAGUUUUCUGUACAUUUACAGAGAGGGAAAUGGUGAAAUAGGACUUUGGAAUAGUUUAGUUCUACAAGAUUAACUAUUUUUAGAAUUUUGUAGAUAUCUUGUGAUAUUAACGAUUUAUUACUUUGUUUCUCAAUUAACAAGUGGUCUUAAUGUGAAGGUAUUUGGUAGAGAGGUUUAUGGCUCUUGUAUAAUGGUAAGUAGUGUGGUAAGUAUGUGGUCAUGAAGGUGAUGUACAUGUAUUUUUGUGAAGAUAUUGUUUGUAUGAUGUCCCAGAUUGAGAACGUUCCCUUAACCACUAUGUUUUAUGUGUUGUGAUGUUCUAGUUUCUCUUUAAUAGGAAACUUAUUGCAGUAUUAACAAUCGAUUCUUAAUCACAGGCUACCGAACAGUUCAAUGGAAUUCUACUACAGCUGAUUUUGCUUUAGAUAUGAAAUAUAGUGCUCAGGGUUCUAGUCACCUUAUUACACAUACACAAACAAACCACUUUAGGUAAACUUGCAGGAGUGGCUUUGUGGGCUAUGAGGUAAGAUAGCAAAUUAUGAAGCGUAUAUAGAUUAUUUUUAUAUCUGUACAUAUUCUGAGAGGUUUUGGUUGUUUAGUUAAGUAGGUUGUCUUCUUUUUAAGUCAAUCGAUGUCUGAUGCUUCACUUUCCCUUUAAUUUAGUUAAUCUAUCUGUUUAUUUCUUUUCAUCAAUUCCAUCACUUCAGACUGUACUCAUUUUCACUUCCCAAGGCAUGAUGGACAAAAAUAUAUUGAAUUACUUGCAUAA
Molecule: messenger RNA, 2331 nt
Organism: Scylla paramamosain (green mud crab)
Lineage: Eukaryota; Metazoa; Arthropoda; Malacostraca; Decapoda; Portunidae
Product: short/branched chain specific acyl-CoA dehydrogenase, mitochondrial-like
Exons: 9
Coding region: 288-1565 (425 amino acids)
Cellular component (GO): mitochondrion
Molecular function (GO): acyl-CoA dehydrogenase activity; flavin adenine dinucleotide binding
Source: RefSeq, a predicted model, not a curated record